Molecule: messenger RNA, 2466 nt
Organism: Scomber scombrus (Atlantic mackerel)
Lineage: Eukaryota; Metazoa; Chordata; Actinopteri; Scombriformes; Scombridae
Product: oocyte zinc finger protein XlCOF7.1-like
Exons: 2
Coding region: 103-1827 (574 amino acids)
Cellular component (GO): nucleus
Source: RefSeq, a predicted model, not a curated record
UCCGCACGGAAGAAUUUUCAUUGUUUAACAAUUUCUUAAUAGCUUUUAAAGCCUUGGAAGUUAACCCAGCCUGCUAGGUUUAGGGUUAGCUUCGUGUUAAAAAUGUCUAAAGUCCAAAUGCUGAGAGCGUCGGUGAAUCAGAGACUAACUGCGGCUGCUGAAGAGAUAUUUGUGCUGUUUGAAAGAACGAUAGCAGAGUACGAGGAGGAACUUUCUCGAUCUAAAGAGGAGAACGAGCGACAACGCAAACUACUGGACGCUGUUUUCAAGCCUCAACUUCAUCUACACAGAGCAGAUGUUCAGCAGCCGUUUGAGAAUAAAGAAGAGGUUCCAGGCUCCAGUGUGGACCAGGAGGACCCAGAUCCUUCACACAUUAAAAAGGAACAGAAGGAGCUCUGGACCAGUCAGGAGGGAGAGCAGCUUCCAGGGCUGGAGGAGGUUGAUAUCACCAAGUUUACAUCCACUCCUGUUCCUGUGAAGAGUGAAGAUGACAAACAGAAACCUCAGUCCUCACAGCUUCAUCAAACACUAACUGAGGAGAUGGAAACAGAAGCUGAUGGAGAGGACUGUGGAGGAUCAGAACCAGACAGGAACUCACAUCCAGAUACACAUUUACUACCUGAUACUGAUGACAGUGAUGGUGAUUGGACAGAGACCGGAGAACUUCAAUCAGAUUUAAACUCUCUGAAAAAUACCGAAGUCCUUGUAAGUGACAUGAAGUGUAAUACUGGUUCUGUCAUCUGCUCUCAGUGUGAUGCUAAAUUUGCAAGCAAAGAAACUUUGCAGAGACAUUUGACAUUGGAUCAUUGUUCAGGAACCAACCUCUUUAGUUGCCAGUUAUGUGAUAAAACAUUUUCACAUAGGACUUAUCUGAAAAGCCACAUGAGCCUCCACAAAGGGGUGAAACGAUUCAUUUGCCGUGUUUGUAAAGAAGGAUUCGCCUGGCGUUCACAACUCAAGACGCACAAGUGUGUUGAUAAAACCUCACAGCCGAAUGGUGAAGAAUCAGAAGCAGCCAGGAACUCAGUCUGUGUAAAGGAGGUGAGAUGUGGAGAGGCCAAAGUUUCAGUUAGUUCCUUUUCCUGCUCUGAAUGUAAAGAAUCAUUCGAAGACAUUUAUUCUCUGGAGAAACACCUGAGAGAUCAUAAAAGGAAGAAACCAUUUAGUUGCCCAUUUUGUGUUAAAUCAUUUGAAAACAUGUCAAAUCAGAAAUCACACAUAGCAAUGCACACAGGGGAGAAACCAUUGAGUUGUCAACAUUGUGACAAAAGGUUCACCUGGUCUUCAGAGCUCAAAGUACACAGAUGUGUUCAUCCAAGGUCCUCACAGCUCCAUCAAAGCCAAACUGAGGAGGACAGAGAGGCGGAGCUUCAGGAGCCGAAGGAGGCUGAUAGCAGCAGGUUCAUGUUCAUUUCUGAUGCUGUGAAGAGUGAAAAUGAUGAAAGUAAACCUCAGUCCUCACAGCUUCAUCAAAGUCAAACUGAACAGAUGGAAACAGAAGCUGGUGGAGAGGACUGUGGAGGAUCAGAACCUGAUCCAGACAGAUAUUUACAGCCAAUUUCUGAUGAUGAGGCUUCUGAGUUUGAAAGGAGUGGUGAUGAUGAGACGGAGGACUCCAGUCUAAGUCUCCAUAUGCAGUCUCAUUCUGUAAAGGAACCUCUUCAGUGCCCUCUGUGCCCCAGGAUGUUUCAGGACCAGCGAGGUAUAACAAAUCACUUGAUCAUUCAUGCAGGAGGGAAAAGACCUUUCCCCUGUCAGUUCUGUGAAACACUUUUGGCAUCAAAGAAGUCCUGGCUUAAACAUGUGAAAAGUCACUUUUGGCCUUAACUAGGUGGAAAGAAUCACAAUGAGUGGAAAACAUCAGGGCCACUUCAGGAAAUGCAUAAAAAGUCUUGAAUAUGAAUGAUGACGCUUCAUGGACUCCACUGUUAAUCAUUGUGUGUAUCUGACAUGUUCGUCCGUACAUGAAACUCUGUCUUUGACAAGUUAUUAACGUUUUAUGUUGUUUUAUUGUUUUUAAGGACUCUAAAAGGGUUAGGUUAAACGUUAAAUCCCAUGAGUAGAUAAGACACUGAUUUUGUUUAUUGAAGCAAAGUUUGAAUGAUGUGUUAAUGCUUCGUGCUGUGACACCUCAGCAGUUAGAAACUCUAACUCCUUCAUUUGGAGAGUUAUUUUUGUAUUAUUUGUCUAACUAUAACUUCAGGUUGGACAUUUAUUUCUGAUGUUUGGAGAUUUUUUUCCCAAGAUAAGCUGAAUGCUUGGUUUCUCUAUUCUUGUAAACGUUACAGCAACAGUUGCUGAUGUUUGUUGUUGUUGAGUUGAUUAAAAAUGACUUGAUUUUACUUGUUUGUCUUGAUCUACUUUUGGAGUCGGUUGGAAAGUGAAGAAAAGCUUCACGAGGCAGUUUUAUCCAGUCAGAUCACCUUUCCUGUCAGUUGUUGAUGAUGAUGAUGAUGAUGAUGAUGA